AGGUAUUAUGAUUCCGGCAUUUAUCAACGUCAAGAUCAUUAGCUAUAUAAAUAGACAUAUUUCCAAGCAAGCCUUAGUUUGGGGUUGACGGGCAAUAGCUACUUGUUUGAGAGUUUAAUCCGGACUUAUUGAGCAGUGAUAAAACUUUGGAUAUUUGCGCAAUGUACUCCAAAACGUUAAGCGUAACGUUGGCAUUGCUUGUUUUGUGCUGCGAGAUAACGCCACAUCAAGCGUUCGAUGUACCUGAAGUGGUCAAAAAACAUGUGAAAAAAUUGCAUAAGCGCUGCAUGGCCAAAACGGGCGUCAGUGAAGAGAUACUGGAACAGGCCCAAAAGGGGAAUCUGCCAAACGAUCCAACCUUUAAAUGCUUUUUGCACUGCAUGUUUGAUAUGUUCGGAUUGAUCGACAGCGAUAAUGUUAUGCGCCUGGAGGCUUUGCUUGAAAUAUUGCCAGAAGAAAUACAUGAUAAGAUUUUGGCUUUGGUAGAUGCAUGUGGCAAGAAAAAGGGAGUUGACGGCUGCGAUACCGCCUAUCAGUCGGUCGAAUGUUACUUGGCUACGGAUGCACCUUUCAUGCAAUCUGUCAUUAUCGACCUAGUUGGCUAGCAGAAAACUUACUUGAAUGAUUCCCGAUCUAUGAUUCCCAGUAGCAGCAGACAACGCAAUAUGCGGAGCGCCUCGAUUUGAACACGUAUUAAUUUGCCCUACAUUGGAUACAAAUUUAA
Drosophila arizonae is the source of this 724-nucleotide messenger RNA. RefSeq names its product Odorant-binding protein 69a (gene Obp69a). The record is from RefSeq and is a predicted model, not a curated record. Lineage: Eukaryota; Metazoa; Arthropoda; Insecta; Diptera; Drosophilidae. Gene Ontology annotation, biological process: sensory perception of smell. Gene Ontology annotation, molecular function: odorant binding.